Messenger RNA from Salvelinus sp. IW2-2015, 2254 nucleotides. RefSeq names its product mastermind-like domain-containing protein 1. Gene Ontology annotation, cellular component: nuclear body. The record is from RefSeq and is a predicted model, not a curated record. NCBI's taxonomy places the organism in Eukaryota, Metazoa, Chordata, Actinopteri, Salmoniformes, Salmonidae. Gene Ontology annotation, biological process: regulation of transcription by RNA polymerase II.
UUCUGUUUGGUGGUGUCUGAUGGUGCUGGUAGUCAUUCUGUUUGGUGGUGUCUGAUGGUGCUGUUAGUCAUUCUGUUUGGUGGUGUCUGAUGGUGCUGGUAGUCAUUCUGUUUGGUGGUGUCUGAUGGUGCUGGUAGUCAUUCUGUUUGGUAGUGUCUGAUGGUGCUGGUAGUCAUUCUGUUUGGUGGUGUCUGAUGGGGCUGAUAGUCAUUCUGUUUGGUGGUGUCUGAUAGUGCUGGUAGUCAUUCUGUUUGAUGGUGUCUGAUGGUGCUGAUAGUCAUUCUGUUUGGUGGUGUAUGAUGGUGCUGAUAGUCAUUCUGUUUGGUGGUGUCUGAAGGUGCUGGUUGUCAUUCUGUUUGGUAAUUCUAUGUGUUACUCACCUUCUCUCUUCUCCCUCCAGCUGUCUGGAUCACUGAAGAGGAGGCUGACUGCGACCGAGGGGGCCUACCAGGGAGGUUUGCGGCAGGGCCAAGGGCCCGGUAACGGCCCCGGUCUGGGCCCUGGUUCAGGUCUGGGUCUGAACGGUACCUCCUACGGUACCUCCAUGACCCAGGGUCCUGGGGUGCCCGCCAAGCGACUCUGCCUGGAGGAUGUGACCCUCGCCAUGGGUAGCAGCUUCCAGCAGAGUCCUUACUCUGGAGGACAGAGUUCUGGAGGUCAUGGAGGUCCUGGAAGUCAGGGGUCACUGGAAGGUAACAGGCUGGGGAAUGGUAACUCCGGGCUGGGGUCGCCUUACUCAAUGCCCCCUAAGGCGAGUCCAGGGUCUGCGGGUGUUGGUGGAGGACAUUUUCACCCCAAUGGAAGCUCCUCGUCGGCCCCAUCGGUUGAGCAGGAGCUGCAAGAUAUUCUGGAUGAACUGACUAAGAACCCGGAUCCGUCGUUGACGGAGUUGGAUCUUGACAAGAUAUUGGGGAAUAAAGAGGAGCAGAAUCAGAAUCAAGGGCAUGGGCCGGGGUAUAUCCACCCACACUCGCCCAAACGCUCCCCCCAGAGACCCACCUCUCACCUGGAGAGCCACCUCACCCGUUCCCCAGGCUUUCCCCAGGCCGGGUCUCCCCAAAUAGGCCCGAGUCCGGCUGGAGCUCCCUACUCCAUCCCCCACCCCUCCAAACCAGUCCCCUCACCCCUAUCGGCCUCUCCUCAUCACUCCUCUUCGUCGCAGAAUCAAGCUCGUUCUCCAAUGCUCUCAGCCGCCCUUUCGUCUCGACCCGGUUCCACGUGGCACGAAGUAUCGCGAGCCCAACAGCUCCAGCAAAUGGCGUCCAACUCCAACAAACACCUUUCCUCUAACACCCCUAUCCAGCAGAACCAGUCCCAGAACCAGACCCAGGCCUCUAUCCCUCCUCUAUCCCAGCAAGGCUCACCCUGGGGCGGCCAGAAACUGCCCAACCUCCCCAACUCCUCCCCGCUCCACCAGCAACCAUUCAGCCCGGCUGGAAGCAUCCAGAGCCCACAGGGAUCACUGAGUCUCCCAUCCGCUGGUCCUUCACCACCCUACCACCCAGAGAAGCUAGGCAGUCCGGCUAUCGCCCAACCCCCCUUCAGCCCACAGAGUACCCUCCUACCUGGAGGAACGACCACCACAUCCAGCACUUCAUCCAACAUCCAGGGGUCCCAGGCCAACUACAUGCCCAGCGGAGUUGCACCGACAUCGGGCGCCACAAGGCCCUCGCCCCCCUACAGGACGGACAAGCCCCAUGUUAGUCCGUUGCUUCAACCCCAGCCUCAACCUCAACCCCAGAACCAACCCCAAACCCAACAUCCACAUCCAUACAGCACCCAGAAUGGGUCAGGACCCAACAACAAUAUGUCUAGCCAGCUCUACAAAGCCAUGACUGCAGGUCAACCCAGCAGCCUCAAGCUACUAAUGCAACAACAACAACAACAGUCGAACACACAGCAGCUACAGACUAACGCCCAGCUAGGACAACACCCGUCCAUGUCCAAACCAGGCAGUGUACCCCACCAAGAACCCCCAUACUCCUUCACUAACACCAAACCCCUUCGCCACUUUGACCCCAACCCGGACCACCAAGGAGGACAGCAACAGAAGAUGGGGGGAGGGGGACCCCCUGGACAGGGACCCCCCAACCCCAUGGCAGGUUAUCGGGGAAUGCAGCAUGGGGGUGCUGCCGGAACAGCAGCAUCUGUAGCAGCGAACCACGCCCAUUUAUUGCAGCAGAGGAUGCAGCAGAUGGCAGCGAUGCAACAGGCCACAGCAGGAGCCUUGGGAGGGCCACAGCACUGUAGAGAG